GCUCAGUUAAUCCUGCUGUCAGUUGGCGUUAAAGCAACGAUCUAAGCGCUGGAUUCCAGGAGAAAGAGACACACGGCAGUAUAGAAGGAAGUGAGGACCGAAAGGGGAGAGAGGAAAAGGAAAAAGAAAGGAAGGAAGGAAAAAAUCCAGAAGGGGGGAACUACCAAAUCUAUGCUUGGACCUGGGCUUCUUUCUCGCCAAUGCAAAAGGGAAUAUGCAGCACAUUUUUGCCUUCUUCUGCACCAGUUUCCUAGGGGCAGUGUUGGGGGUCAAUUUCCCCAGCAACAUCCAGAUAGGGGGAUUAUUUCCUACUCAACAAUCCCAGGAACAUGCCGCUUUUAUGUUUGCACUGUCUCAGUUCACAGAGCCCCCCAAGCUGGCUCCUCAGAUUGACAUUGUGAAUAUUAGUGACAGCUUUGAAAUGACCUACACCUUCUGUUCACAGUUUUCCAAGGGUGUCUACGCUAUCUUUGGCUUUUAUGAGAGGAGGACUGUCAACAUGCUCACAUCCUUCUGUGGGGCACUCCACGUCUGCUUUGUAACACCCAGCUUCCCUGUCGACACAUCCAAUCAAUUUGUUCUUCAGCUGCGCCCAGAACUGCAGGAUGCCCUCAUCAGUGUUAUAGAAUAUUACAAGUGCCAGAAAUUUAUGUAUAUUUAUGACGCUGACCGGGGUUUAUCAGUACUUCAGAAAGUGUUGGAUACAGCUGCAGAAAAAAACUGGCAGGUGACAGCUGUCAAUAUAAUGACAACAACGGAAGAAGAGUACAAGUCACUCUUCCAGAACCUGGAGAAGAAGAAGGAGCGGGUGGUGGUAGUGGACUGUGAAUCAGAGCGACUCAACGCUAUCUUGGGCAAGAUCAUCAAGCUUGGAAAAAAUGGGAUAGGCUACCACUAUAUUCUAGCAACUCUGGGCUUCAUGGAUAUCGACUUAGGGAAAUUCAAGGAAAGUGGUGCAAAUGUGACUGGAUUCCAGUUGGUGAAUUACACAGACACCAUCCCAGCCAGGAUCAUGCAACAGUGGAAGAGCAAUGACGCCAGGGAACAACCUCGUGUUGACUGGAAGAGGCCAAAGUACACAUCUGCUCUUACGUAUGAUGGAGUUCGAGUAAUGGCAGAAGCUUUUCAGAGUCUCAGGAAACAGCGGAUUGACAUCUCUCGCCGUGGGAAUGCAGGGGACUGCCUAGCAAAUCCAGCUGUCCCUUGGGGACAAGGGAUUGACAUCCAGAGAGCUCUGCAACAGGUGCGCUUUGAAGGACUGACUGGUAACGUCCAGUUUAAUGAGAAAGGACAUCGGACCAAUUACACCCUUCAUGUGAUUGAAAUGAAACAUGAUGGGAUCAGAAAGAUUGGCUAUUGGAAUGAAGAUGAAAAACUUGUCCCAACAGCCGUAGAUCAACCAGGAGCAAAUGAAACCACAACUCUACAGGAUAGGGUCUACAUUGUUACAACUAUUCUAGAAUCCCCCUAUGUGAUGGAAAAGAAGACCAAUGAGCCAUUGCAAGGAAAUUCGAGGUAUGAAGGUUAUUGCGUAGAGUUAGCAGCUGAGAUCGCAAAACACGUUGGCUACAACUACAGCUUGCAGGUUGUCGCUGAUCGGAAGUAUGGAGCGCGAGAUCCUGAGACUAAAAUGUGGAAUGGCAUGGUCGGGGAGCUAGUAUAUGGAAAAGCUGAUGUGGCUGUCGCACCACUGACCAUCACUCUAGUGCGAGAGGAAGUUAUAGACUUUUCCAAGCCAUUUAUGAGCCUGGGCAUAUCUAUCAUGAUUAAAAAACCACAAAAGUCCAAGCCUGGAGUCUUUUCCUUUCUGGAUCCCUUAGCUUAUGAGAUUUGGAUGUGUAUAGUUUUUGCCUACAUUGGAGUAAGCGUCGUCCUCUUUCUGGUCAGUCGCUUCAGUCCUUAUGAAUGGCAUAACGAGGAGGUUGAGGAAGGCCGGGACCAGCCAGCCAACGACCAAACAAAUGAAUUUGGAAUAUUUAACAGUCUCUGGUUUUCCUUGGGAGCUUUUAUGCAACAAGGAUGUGACAUAUCUCCAAGAUCUCUGUCUGGGCGUAUAGUUGGUGGGGUCUGGUGGUUUUUCACCUUGAUCAUCAUCUCUUCUUACACAGCCAAUCUAGCUGCGUUCUUGACAGUAGAGAGGAUGGUGUCUCCCAUAGAGAGUGCAGAAGACUUGGCCAAGCAAACAGAGAUUGCUUAUGGGACUCUGGAUGCUGGGUCUACUAAAGAAUUCUUUAGGAGAUCUAAAAUAGCGGUUUUUGAGAAGAUGUGGACGUACAUGAAGUCAGCUGAGCCCUCUGUUUUCGUGCCGACAACAGAAGAGGGGAUGAAGCGUGUGAGGAGAUCCAAAGGGAAGUAUGCCUACCUGCUAGAGUCUACCAUGAAUGAGUACAUUGAGCAGAGAAAGCCAUGUGACACCAUGAAGGUGGGAGGUAACUUGGAUUCCAAAGGCUAUGGCAUUGCAACGCCAAAAGGUUCACCACUGAGAGGUCCCGUAAACCUAGCGGUUUUGAAACUCAGUGAGCAAGGCGUCUUAGACAAGCUGAAAAGCAAAUGGUGGUACGAUAAAGGGGAGUGUGGAAGCAAAGACUCCGGAAGUAAGGACAAAACAAGUGCUUUGAGUCUCAGCAACGUAGCCGGUGUUUUCUACAUCCUCAUCGGUGGGCUUGGACUAGCCAUGCUGGUUGCCUUAAUCGAGUUUUGUUACAAGUCCAGAAGUGAAUCAAAACGGAUGAAGGGUUUUUGUUUGAUCCCACAGCAAUCAAUCAAUGAAGCCAUACGAACAUCAACCCUUCCCAGAGCAUCUGCAGCAGGAACCAGCAGUGGAGAAAACGGACGGGUGGUGAGCCACGAUUUCCCCCAAACUAUGCAGGAGAUUCCAUGCAUGGGUCACAGCUCUGGGACACCCCUGGGAGCGACGGGAUUAUAAUUACCCUUGAUGGAUAUUCUGGGUGAGAGCAGGGUCUCCCUAACCCCAGCCUCUCCAGUGCAAAAAAACCAAACCGUUCAAGAAGAGGGACAAUGCACUGGAUCUUUUAGAGGAAACCAGAUUCAUUUUCCUUUGUUUUUGUUUGUUU
Zootoca vivipara (common lizard) is the source of this 3074-nucleotide messenger RNA. The record is from RefSeq and is a predicted model, not a curated record. Lineage: Eukaryota; Metazoa; Chordata; Lepidosauria; Squamata; Lacertidae.